CGUCAACAUCUCUUGAUAAUUGAAAUAAUUUUCUCUUUGCAUCCACUUCAUCUACAUCUAUACUAUAUUCUCUUCUCUGCUAUUGCCAUAAACAAUAAACAAUGGCUGAAAUCGUUCUUUCUGCCUUGUUCACAUUAGUCUUUGAAAAGCUGACCUCUGAAGCCUUGAAGAAGAUGGCUCGCUCCAAGGGAAUUGAUUCAGAGCUUAAGAAAUUGAAGAAGACAUUAGACCAGGUCAAAGAUCUGCUUAACGAUGCUUCUCAGAAGGAAGUAAUUGAUGAAGCUGUUAAAAGAUGGCUGAUUGAUCUCCAACAAUUGGCUUACGACACUGAUGACCUGCUUGAUGAUAUCGCAACAGAAGCUAUUCAUCGUGAGUUGACCCGUGAAACUGGAGCUUCCGCCAGCGUGGUAAGAAAGCUAAUCCCAAGUUGUUGCACAAGUUUCUCACAAAGUAAUAGGAUGCAUGCCAGGUUAGAUGAUAUUGCCGCUAAGUUACAAGAACUGGUAGAGGCGAAACAUAAUCUUGGUUUAAGUGUGAUAACAUACGAAAAACCCAAAAUUGAAAGAGAUGAGGCAUCUUUGGUAGAUGCAAGUGGUAUCAUUGGACGUGAAGAUGAUAAGAAAAAAUUGCUUCAGAAGCUGUUGGGGGAUACUUAUGAAUCAAGUAGUCAAAACUUCAACAUCGUGCCCAUAGUUGGUAUGGGUGGGGUUGGUAAAACAACUCUAGCUAGACUUUUGUAUGAUGAAAAGAAAGUGAAGGAUCACUUCGAACUCAGGGCAUGGGUUUGUGUUUCUGAUGAGUUCAGUAUCCUCAAUAUAAGCAGGGUUAUUUAUCAAUCAGUGACCGGUGAAAACAAGGAAUUUGCAGGUUUAAAUCUGCUUCAAGAAGCUAUUAAAGAGAAACUUCAGAACAAACUAUUUCUAAUAGUUUUAGAUGACGUAUGGUCUGAAAGCUAUGGUGAUUGGGAAAAAUUGGUGGUCCCAUUUCUUGUGGGGGCUUCUGGAAGUAGAAUAAUCAUGACUACUCGGAAGGAGCAAUUGCUCAAACAGUUGGGUUUUUCUCAUCAAGACCCUUUCCACAGUCUAGACCCUUUACAGCGUCUAUCACAAGACAAUUCUUUGUCGUUGUUUGCUCAGCAUGCAUUGGGUGUGGAUAACUUUGAUUCACAUCCAACACUAAGGCCACAUGGGGAACAGUUUGUGAAAAAAUGUGGGGGCUUGCCUUUGGCUUUAAGAAUACUCGGGAGGUUAUUGAGGACAAAAACAGAUGAGGAAGAAUGGAAAUAUCUGUUGGAUAGUGAGAUAUGGAAUUUAGGAAAUGGAGAUAAGAUUGUUCCUGUUCUUAGACUAAGCUACAAUGAUCUUUCUGCCACUUUGAAGCUGUUGUUUGGGUACUGCUCCUUGUUCCCCAAGGACUAUGAGUUUGACAAAGAGGAGUUGGUUUUGUUGUGGAUGGCAGAAGGGUUUUUGCACCACUCUGCUGCAAGAAAGUCAAUGCAACAGUGGGGUCACAAAUGUUUUGAAGAGUUGCUAUCAAGGUCAUUUUUUCAACAUGCUCCUAAUGACAAAUCGUUGUUUGUGAUGCAUGACCUCCUGAAUGACAUGGCCACAUUUGUUGCUGGAGAUUUUUUUUCAAGGUUAGAUAUUGAGAUGAAGCGGGAAUUUAGGAAGGAAGUUUUGCAAAAACACCGACAUAUGUCACUUGUUUGUGAGGAUUACAUGGUGUACAAAAGGCUUGACCCAUACAGAGGAGCUAAAAAUUUGAGAACAUUUUUAGCAUUGUCUAUUGGGGUGCUAAAAGAUUUGGAAAAUUUUUACUUAUCAAAUAAGGUCCUGAGUGACUUACUUCAGGAUUUACCAUUGUUAAGGGUCCUAAGUUUGAGUAAUCUUAGCAUAAGCGAGGUACCAAAAGUCGUCGGUAGUAUGAAGCACUUGCGGUAUCUUAAUCUAUCUCGAACUAGAAUCGCAAAUUUACCGGAAAAUGUCUGCAAUCUUUAUAAUUUACAGACGCUGAUUGUUUCUGGCUGUAAAAUGUUAACUGAGUUGCCCAAGAGCUUCUCAAAGCUUAAAAAUUUGCAGCAUUUUGACAUGAGGAAUACUUGGAGGUUGAACGAGAUACCCUUAGGGAUUGGUGAGUUGAAAAGUCUACAAACUCUCUUCAGUGACAUUGGCUUGGCAAUAACUGAGCUUAAGAACUUGCAAAAUCUCCAUGGGAAAGUUUGUAUUCCGGGGCUGGGCAAUGUGCAGAAUGCAAUGGAUGCACGUGCGGCGAACUUAUCGCAAAAGAGGUUUAGUGAGUUAGAGUUGAAUUGGGGUUCUGAGUUUAAUGUUUUCCGAACGGGAACACUUGAAAAAGAGGUCCUCAAUGAGUUGAUGCCUCAUAAUGGUACUCUAGAAAAACUCAACAUUGUGUCAUAUAGGGGUAUAGAGUUUCCAAAUUGGGUUGGGGAUCCCUCCUUUCGUCGGUUGACUCAUGUGUCAAUAGAAGGGUGUGAAGAAUGUACAUCUCUACCAAUGCUUGGGCAACUACCAUCACUGAAGGAACUGUUUAUUGGUGGGAUGAGUAAGGUGAAGAUUGUAGGUUUGGAGUUACUUGGGACCGGCCUUGUGUUUCCUUCACUUGAAAUCCUACGGUUUGAUAGUAUGUCAGGUUGGGAGGAAUGGUCAACAAAUAGUGGGGCGUUUCCUUGCCUUCAAGAGCUUCAUAUUGAAGAUUGUCCUAAUCUGGUUCAAGUCUCACUUGAAGCACUGCCUUCACUAAGGGUUCUGAAACUAAGAAUAUGUGGUCAUGGUUUAUUGAAAAGACUGGUCUACGUAGCUUCAUCAAUCACCAAGUUGGAAAUAGAUGAUAUUUCAGGGCUUACUGAUGAGCUGUGGAGAGGUAUGAUAGGGUUUCUUGGGGCAGUUGAAGAAAUAAACAUCAGGGAAUGUAAUGAAAUAAGAUACUUGUGGGAAUCAGAAGUAGAGGCAAGUAAGGUUAUUAUGAAUUUAAAGAAGUUGGAUGUAUAUUCUUGUUCAAAUUUGAUGAGUUUAGGGGAGAAAGAAGAGGAUAACAUUCAUAGUGGGAGCAGCCUAACAUCCUUUAGGACGUUGAAAGUAUGGAAAUGUAACAGUUUGGAGCACUGCAGUUGUCCAGAUAGCGUGGAGGAUUUGGAUAUUGAAAGUUGUGAUUCAAUUACAUCCGUCUCCUUCCCAACAGGAGGAGGGCAGAAGCUCAAGUCACUUACCAUCACCGAUUGCAAGAAACUAUUGGAAAAGGAAUUGGGAGGAAGAGAGAAGACAAAUUUGAAGCCGAUUAAUGAAUUGAGUUGUUUCAUUUACCUCACCACGUUGGCAAUAUCAGAAUGUCCAAGUAUAGAGUCAUUUCCCGACCAUGAGUUGCCUAAUCUCACUUUGUUAACAUAUCUGAAAAUACAAAAUUGUAUAUGUAUGGAUGCAUCCUUUCCUCGUGGGCAUUGGCCUCCGAAAUUGUGUCGGCUUGAAAUAGGAGGGUUGAAGAAGCCCCUCUCAGAGUGGGGCCCCCAGAAUUUUCCAACAUCACUUUCUAACCUAAAAUUACAUGCCGGACCAUAUGAUGGCAUGAAAAAGUUUGAUCAGUUGUCACAUCUUCUUCCUUCAUCUCUUACUAUUUUUGGCAUAGAUGGAUUUGAGAAACUGGAAUCGGUUUCUACGGGACUCCAACACCUCACCUCCCUCCAACGUCUCAUCAUUCAGAAGUGCCCAAAGACCAUAGAUCUACCAGAAAACUUGUUGCCUUCACUUCUGAGUUUGAUAAUAUUCAAAUGCCCAAAUCUGAAAGAAAGGUUCGGUAGAGGUGGCUCCUAUUGGCCUCGCGUCUCCCUUAUCCCAUGCUUCAAGAUAGAUGGAUACUUCCAUAAUUAAUAUGAAGUUUUCCACACUUACAGCCAAGCAAUACAACAUGAAAGGUCGGUGGAUGCAAUGAAUUUUUAAAUGAAAACAUCUGAGGAAAUAAAAUAUCAAAUGAUGAUGGUUUACAAAGAAAGACAUUUAUAUGGUGCUGCUUCUGGUUUACAAGGUGAAUGACUUACUGUCCAACUAUCAUCCAUGGAAGUUAAGUGCAGAACUCCUAAUGAUUGAAGCUGUGAAGCUUCAAUGCUUUUUACCUGUUGCAUCUUUUCAAUCAUUUAAACUAGGCUCAAUUUCUGUAUAGCCUUGAUGUUGUGAUCUUGUUUUGCUUUUACAUAAAAACUAUGUAAAGCUAUACAUCUGUCUCAGUUCCAAAUUGAUUACCUAAUGUCUAAAGCCAAACUCUAUAGAAAUUAUUAUAAGGUUAAUUUUGUGA
Molecule: messenger RNA, 4302 nt
Organism: Lactuca sativa (garden lettuce)
Lineage: Eukaryota; Viridiplantae; Streptophyta; Magnoliopsida; Asterales; Asteraceae
Product: putative disease resistance RPP13-like protein 1
Molecular function (GO): ADP binding
Source: RefSeq, a predicted model, not a curated record